Molecule: messenger RNA, 1653 nt
Organism: Boeremia exigua
Lineage: Eukaryota; Fungi; Ascomycota; Dothideomycetes; Pleosporales; Didymellaceae
Exons: 5
Coding region: 328-1533 (401 amino acids)
Biological process (GO): endocytosis; actin filament organization; actin cortical patch localization
Cellular component (GO): actin cortical patch
Molecular function (GO): phosphatidylinositol binding; ubiquitin binding
Source: RefSeq, a predicted model, not a curated record
UUUCAGGCCAUGUGAGUCCGACCUGUCUAAGCUUCUUCCUCAACCACUGACAUCGCGUUGGAGCAGUUGGUGAUUAUUAUUGACACAGUCGACAACCUGGGACUCGUGCGGGCGCUACCUUGUCUUCUGUAACGCCGGCCUCCACCAGUUAUCCUCAGCACCGGCCCUGAUUUAGAUCUUUGAGCGCAAGGCGUGUACUGCUCGACCACACAUCCCCACUUGGCCAAACGAAAAAGUAUUGUUGGUACCGGACAGCUCACAUAUAGCCCCGAUACCCAAAUAUAGCCGACGUAGGUGGGCAGCGUUUCGUUCAACCACUAGGUCAAUAUGCCGACAAAGCCUUUCUCAGCUGUCACGGUCCAAGUAGAUCGCUUGACUAGCGAGCAAUAUGAAGAAAACGAUAUUGGGGGUGUCGUGGAUCUCAUUGAGGUCAUCCGAAUCCAGUCGACUGGCCCUACUGAAGCAGCACGUGCACUACGCAAGAAGCUGAAAUAUGGAAAUGCCCACCGCCAGAUCCGCGCGUUGGUGAUACUCGACGCCUUGAUCCAGAACGCAGGCUCGAGAUUUCAGAAAGCAUUCGCGGACGAGCCUCUUUUGGAGCGCUUGCGCAUAUUGGCUCGCGAUGAGACAGCUGAUGUUGAUGUUCGCAAACGAGUAAACCUCUUAUUUCGCCAGUGGGCCGUUGCGUACAAGGGCACGCCUGGACUCGAGCGCAUCGCUGCUCUACACAAGGAGCUUCCUCGUAAGAGUAGACCUCAGCCACAGCAAUCCCGAAUUAUCCGUGAGCAAGAUGCCGAAGCAGCUCGUGAGCGCGAAGAGAACUCACCGCCGCCCACGCCUCAACCUCGGCGACCCGAUCCUCCGCAAACGUCUUCAUCAUCAAGUAGGCCAGUGCAAUUGGGUUCUACCUUAUCCUCCGGUGGGUCUUCUCUUUUCAGUAGAAGUAAGAAAGACAAGAAGACUCCCAAGGGACAGCGAUUCAACCUUGAGAAGGAGAAGGGUCAGAUGUUGGAAACGAUGGCCUCAGCAAAUGUUGCAAGCACAAACCUCCUGAAUGGGCUACAACUCAUCAAUCGUGAACAACAGCGUGUCAGCGAUAACUCGGAAGUUAUGAACCGCUUCGAAACCUGCAAGCAGCUUCGCCGCCAGAUCCUACGCUACAUUCACUUGGUCGAGUCUGAGCAGUACAUUGGUGGUCUGCUGAGCGCCAACGAUGAACUUGUGAAGGCUCUCAUGGCCUUCGAGAUUAUGGACAAGAGCAUAGACGAUGAUGACAGCGACAGCGAAGAUGAUUCAGACAUGGCUCGGGCUAAGAUGGCUAGCUUGAGAAUGCAGGAAGAAACACCGCCUGCGAAGCCACCCCGACCAACGAGCAUUCCUAUGCCCCCUGCUCCCGUACCCGUUCAUGCGGCAGCAAAUCAGCGACCCGAUCCGGACAGCGAGCCUGAAGAAGACGACGAUCCGUUCGGAGACAGUAAUGCUGUUGCAACACCCUGGGCUGAGAAGAAGGAACCCAACUGGAGGGAUGUAUGAUACCGAGGAAAUCUAAGGAAUUAUUUUUGCAGCCUUAGCAUCGUGAAAUACCAUGUACUCCGAUCAAUUAGACUUGAGUCAUGACGCUCAAACAAAUGCAUACUCUAAGCUUGACAUCAG